AUAUGUCGCUGUGGGAUUACUGCGUUGUCACUUACACGCACGACGGUGUGUCCCAAGUGAACACAUUAAGCAGCAGAUGGCUGUUGGAGGACGGGCAGCAUGCUCUUUUGCCCAACCUUCCACUGUUCGAUUACCACCAGGCGGUGCGGGAGCACAGAUACCCCAUAGCUGAUUGCAAAAUGUUUCCAGUGACGGUACUUCAUCGUACAGUGCAUUUCGAGGACGCACGCCGACUGGAAAGUACCGUCGGGGAUCAACGUCAUGGGACGGACACCGAUUGCACCAUCCCCAUGCAAACAUCACCGAAGCGAGUUAUACGCCUGCCGGCGAAACUUCGUGAUUACGGGGAUGAGAAUGUACCGACCAGAAAAAAACGGUGCAACGCUCCUGCAUCUGCAACCUAUGGGAGAUUUCCUGAAUUCUCGUUGGAGGACGUGGCGCGGCAUACCAUGCCUCCUCAGAUUGCUGAUGACUUCCAGGAGGAUACUCACAUGCGUGGAUGUAAUGAAGUAGCCGUUCAAACGGAGGGUAUGAAAUGCUGUAAGUCUUCCGGUUUUGCACUUUAG
Dicrocoelium dendriticum is the source of this 566-nucleotide messenger RNA. NCBI's taxonomy places the organism in Eukaryota, Metazoa, Platyhelminthes, Trematoda, Plagiorchiida, Dicrocoeliidae. The record is from the annotation of a GenBank genome assembly.